AUGAACGGCAGUGAAGGGAUCAAAAAAGCCGCCAUCAACAAAGCCAAGCAGGUCGCCGGCACCGCCUCGUCCUCCAACGGAAGCAGCAACAGCACCAGCAACAAUGGCAAGAAGCGCAGGAAGCAGGAUCUGAAGCCCAUCAUCACCACCGAACAGCAGCAGGUCGCCGGCGGGAACCCUUACAGUGCGCAAUCCCAGCAAUCACCUCUCAACCACCAAAAAGCGGCCUACGGCCACGAUCUCCACGACUCACCCUCGGCAUCAGAGUCCUCCGGCGACGAGGGCACCGAAAACACGGCGGACGAGGAGGAUAGCGAAGACUACUGCAAGGGUGGUUACCACCCUGUGCAAGUAGGCGAGCAGUACAAAGAUGGCAAGUACACCAUCGUGCGCAAGCUGGGCUGGGGCCACUUCUCCACCGUCUGGCUGUCCAAGGACAACACCACCGGCAAGCAUGUCGCGCUUAAAGUGGUGAGGUCCGCUGCUCAUUAUACGGAGACGGCGCUUGAUGAGAUCAAGUUGCUGAAUAAGGUGGUCGAGGCGAACAAGGACCACCCGGGCAGGGCGCAUGUUGUCAGUUUGUUGGAUUCGUUCAAUCACAAGGGGCCGCACGGGAUGCAUGUCUGCAUGGUGUUCGAGGUGUUGGGAGAGAAUUUGUUGGGCUUGAUCAAACGCUGGCACCAUCGAGGCAUACCCAUGCCGCUGGUGAAGCAGAUCACGAAACAGGUGCUUCUUGGACUGGACUACCUACACCGGGAAUGCGGCAUCAUCCACACCGAUCUCAAACCCGAGAACGUGCUCAUCGAGAUUGGUGACGUCGAGCAGAUCGUCAAAACUUACGUCAAAGAAGAGGAGAGGGAGAAGGACGACCACAGGAAUGGCAGGAGGAGGAGAAGAACUCUGAUCACCGGCAGCCAACCUCUACCCAGCCCUCUCAACGCAUCCUUCUCAUCGAGCGACCUCACAAACUUCCCCGGCAGCACGCAGAGCUUGAACAAGAUUGUGAGCGAGAACAGCAGCAGGCCGAACAGCAAGCCCAUUAGCGGAGAGUCGCCUAGUGCUUCGAAGGAUGGCGCAGAGAUGAGCGGUGCAGCUGGGACUAUGUCGCCACCACCUUCUAGGUCGAUGCUAGAGAGUCUAGGCAUCAAGCCGGGCUCAUCAGAUGGAGGCAGUGUCGAGCCUCAGAAGGAGCGCGAGAAGACUGCAUUCAGAGAUAUCCUCGCCAACAACGUCUCGGACAUGGAUCUCGGCAAGACGACGCACGUCCAGCCGAAGGAGAUUGAGAAGGGCGAUGGCAUCGAGCAGAUUUCCGUCAAGAUUGCGGAUCUGGGGAAUGCGUGUUGGGUGGGACACCACUUUACGAAUGACAUUCAGACACGACAGUACCGAUCGCCCGAGGUGAUACUUGGUGCGAAGUGGGGUGCGAGUACGGAUGUUUGGAGUAUGGCGUGCAUGGUCUUCGAGUUGAUAACAGGCGACUACCUCUUCGACCCGCAAUCGGGCACCAAAUACGGCAAAGACGACGACCACAUCGCACAGAUCAUCGAGCUCCUCGGCACCUUUCCCAAAACCCUCUGCAUAUCAGGCAAAUGGUCGCAGGAAAUCUUCAACCGCAAGGGCGAGCUGCGCAACAUCCACCGCCUGCGGCACUGGGCGCUGCCGGACGUGCUGCGGGAGAAGUACCAUUUCAGCGUGGAGGAGGCGAAGAAGAUUGCGGAUUUCCUGCUGCCCAUGCUGGAGCUGCUGCCGAUUGAGCGGGCGAAUGCGGGGGGCAUGGCGAAUCAUGCUUUUAUGCAUGAGACUAAGGGGAUGGAUGCGGUCAAGUUGGAUAUCGCGGUGGGUAGUAAGGGGGAGGGGAUCGAGGGGUGGAGUACGGAGAUUAAGAAGGGGUCGCGGUAG
Saxophila tyrrhenica is the source of this 1899-nucleotide messenger RNA. It is a transcript of the gene SKY1, whose product is annotated as serine/threonine protein kinase, CMGC. Gene Ontology annotation, biological process: peptidyl-serine phosphorylation; spliceosomal complex assembly; regulation of mRNA processing. The transcript has 4 exons. The record is from RefSeq and is a predicted model, not a curated record. Gene Ontology annotation, molecular function: ATP binding; protein serine/threonine kinase activity. Gene Ontology annotation, cellular component: nucleus; cytoplasm. The coding region runs from base 1 to 1899 and encodes 632 amino acids. Lineage: Eukaryota; Fungi; Ascomycota; Dothideomycetes; Mycosphaerellales; Extremaceae.